Messenger RNA from Varanus komodoensis (Komodo dragon), 10463 nucleotides. It is a transcript of the gene MAPK9, whose product is annotated as mitogen-activated protein kinase 9. Gene Ontology annotation, biological process: protein phosphorylation; JNK cascade. The coding region runs from base 1118 to 2422 and encodes 434 amino acids. Lineage: Eukaryota; Metazoa; Chordata; Lepidosauria; Squamata; Varanidae. Gene Ontology annotation, molecular function: JUN kinase activity; ATP binding. The record is from RefSeq and is a predicted model, not a curated record. The transcript has 13 exons. Gene Ontology annotation, cellular component: nucleus; cytoplasm.
CCAACUCCAUUUUUAUUAUCAAAUAUUGAGAGUAAUGCAGUUUCUCAAUGACAUUCCUAAUUAUGCCUAACAUGGAGUUUGCCUUUUUCACAAGCAGCUUCACACUGGGUUGACAUUUUCAUUGAGCUGUCCAUUAUAACCCCAAGAUAAUUUCUUAGUCAUUCACUGCCAUCUUAGAUCCCAUCAUCUUAUACUUAAAUUGGGAGUUUUAGUUCCAACAUGCAUUACUGUUUACUUGCUUAUACUGAACCACAUUUGUCAUUUUGAUGGCCAUCAUUCACUUGAGGCUUCUCACAAUCACUUCUGAGUUUAACCAUUCCACAUAGCUGACAUUAGCAAACUAGGUCUCUUCACUGCUCACUUCUAAUUCCAGAUCAUUUGUGAAUAAGAAUUGAAAUGUGUUAUUAUUGAAGUGUAACUACUGCUGUGUAACAGGUUCUUUGUACACUCAUUCUUUGCUCCCAUAAUGAUGUUCUGAAGGCUUGUAUAAAUUAGGUGCUCAAUUAUGAAUUUGGUCCAAGUCUGAGUCUUACUACUUAUGGCCUUGAAUCUCUUUUAGGAGAAGUCUUUUUUGAGAUAUUUUGAAUAUAGCAAGUUGACUGAAAUCUUGAUGGAAAAAUGAAUUCAGCACCAGUUUAUCUAAAGAAAGACACUCAAAUAUAUGACAUACAGCUUUUAAAAUAGUGAACAUGAUUUUGAAGUGCUGUCACGCUUCAAGCUCUGAAAAAAAUAAUGACUCUUCAAGUUUGUAGUAGAAGCAACCUGUGCCUCAUACUGAUUGGCUGGGAUGCGUCUUAUGGAGUAACUAAGGACAACCAUCUCCCUCAGUUGCAGAGUAGCUUUGCACUUUAUCUGUUUGUGCGUGCAUGUGUCUUUAAAGCACAAAUGGAUAAGCUGUUAAAAAAUAAAUCUGGCAAUCCAGGUAAAGGGGUCAUACUAUAUCAGUGAAUCAAGCUGGGAGGAUGAGAAAGGAUCAGCUUAUCCUGUGAUUGAGAGAUUGACCUGUUUGUCCUGUGCUGAAUGCAGAAAAGCUUUGCUGCCAGAUGAUAUAUAUAACACUAGAAGAUAAAACUUAAAAGUGCCAAAUCCUAGGAGGAAAACUACAUGACACUGCAUCAUGAGUGAGAGUAAAUGUGACAGUCAAUUUUACAGUGUUCAAGUUGCAGAUUCAACCUUCACUGUCCUAAAACGCUACCAGCAAUUGAAACCUAUUGGCUCAGGUGCUCAAGGAAUUGUUUGUGCUGCAUUUGAUACAGUCCUUGGAAUAAAUGUAGCUGUAAAGAAGUUGAGUCGCCCCUUUCAGAACCAAACGCAUGCAAAACGAGCAUACAGAGAACUUGUGCUCCUAAAGUGUGUCAAUCACAAAAAUAUAAUUAGCUUAUUAAAUGUAUUCACACCACAGAAAUCUCUAGAAGAAUUCCAAGAUGUGUAUUUGGUUAUGGAAUUGAUGGAUGCUAACUUGUGCCAAGUUAUUCAUAUGGAACUGGAUCAUGAAAGGAUGUCUUACCUUCUGUACCAGAUGUUGUGUGGUAUCAAGCAUCUCCAUUCAGCUGGUAUCAUCCACAGAGAUUUAAAACCCAGCAAUAUAGUAGUAAAAUCAGAUUGUACUCUCAAAAUCCUUGACUUUGGACUUGCAAGGACUGCUUGUACUAAUUUCAUGAUGACCCCGUAUGUAGUAACACGGUAUUACAGAGCACCAGAAGUUAUUCUUGGCAUGGGAUAUAAAGAGAAUGUUGAUAUCUGGUCAGUUGGUUGCAUCAUGGGAGAAUUGGUGAAAGGUUGUGUGAUAUUCCAAGGCACUGAUCAUAUUGACCAAUGGAAUAAAGUUAUUGAACAGUUAGGUACACCAUCAGCAGACUUCAUGAAAAAAUUGCAGCCUACUGUGCGGAACUAUGUAGAAAACAGACCAAAAUAUCCAGGUAUCAAAUUUGAAGAGCUCUUUCCAGACUGGAUAUUUCCAUCAGAAUCUGAUCGUGACAAGCUAAAAACCAGUCAAGCUAGAGAUUUGCUCUCCAAAAUGCUAGUAGUAGAUCCAGACAAACGAAUUUCAGUAGAUGAAGCUUUGCGUCAUCCUUAUAUCACAGUCUGGUAUGACCCAGCUGAAGCUGAAGCACCACCACCUCAAAUCUAUGAUGCACAGUUGGAAGAACGAGAACAUGCUAUUGAAGAAUGGAAAGAACUAAUAUAUAAAGAAGUAAUGGAUUGGGAAGAAAGAAAUAAGAAUGGCUUGGUAAAAGAGCAGCCUUCAGAUUUUCUUAUGCUUGGUUUACUUAGCACAGAUGCAGCAGUGAAUAGCAACAUCAGCCCUUCACAGUCAUCAUCGAUCAAUGACAUUUCGUCCAUGUCAACCGAGCAGACAUUGGCUUCAGACACAGAUAGCAGUCUUGAUGCUUUGACAGGAACACUUGAAGGAUGCCGGUGAUCAGUUUUGAAGAUUUAACAUUGGCAAAGAACUUUUGCUUCUGUUGGGCUUGAAUGCUUGUAAGUUUAUGGAACCAAGUAGAAAAACUCCAUGUUCUGCAUGUUCCUUUAAAGUAACAUCUGUAAUUUUACUCAGUUGCAAUAAGACUGUCUGCUUAAUAUUGUAGAAUGAGUGCAACUUUGUAUCUCAAGCCAAAACAAAUAUAGACAUUAUAAACCAUUCUGUUUUGACCUAGAUCAGGUGAGCAGUUAAAAAAGUCCAAGCUCAAAUGAGUUCAUGGGCAUUCUCUCAGAUGUCUGAAACAUAUGCAUAUCCAAUAUAAAUCCCCCCCCCCAAAAAGCAAGAGCAAAAAAGCCAUUUAAGUCUUAUUGAAUGUAUAUCCUUAUUAUCUAUAUGACUACAAACAUGUGCCACAUCAGUGUGGGCUUUUUUUUUUUAAUUCUCAGUACUGUAAAAUAGAAGGAAUUCGUUUCUUGACUCCUUUCUCUCUCCAAGUAAUUUUGUAUACUUGCCUGUAAGAGAAGCAAGCUUGUGUUUGCUUCAUCUUUACAUAUGAAUGUAACGCUGCUUCUCUGAAUGUGCUCUUCCAGUGCUUUUCUUCAAGGGAUUGUUGGAAUAGCUAAAAAUGGUCCUGUGGAAAUUUUUCAUUAAUCUUGCAUGUGUGACUUAGUGAAAGUUUUUGAAAUAAUAUUCCUUGGUCUUUUUGAAACAAUUCAUCAACACUAGUAAAACAUCUCCCUCUUUUCCCCCAUUCUAACAUUGACCUAGAAAUUCUUAGAAAAAAAAUUGGUCAGUGCAAAAGUUUUGGAACUUAGCAUGACAUGUUAAGGGACCUCUAUGCAAUAUAAAUUUCUUCUUAAAUUUACAGCUACUAUAAACUUAAAUUCAUAGAAAGUGCAUGGCGAACUAUUUUAAACAUGGAACAACACAAGAAAGGCUAGCUUAAUAAGCAAUCUAUAUAAUUUGUAAUUAUUUCUCUACUCAUCCUACUUUAGCAAAUUCCGAAUGUAAAUACCAGUCUUGAGCCAGCUUGACCAGGCUAAUUUUUUUCUAGUUCCAGAAGUGGUAAUUUGUCAUAAUUUGAACCAGGGUAAAACCCAUUCAUGAGACAUUUGUAAGGAAGAUAUUUAUUUAAGAGUAUAGAUGAUUUCCUGGCUACCACUGUAUUAGGAAGGUAGUGAGACAAUCCCAGAUUGUACAGUUGAGGUUUACAGUAAUCCCUGAACAAAAUUUGUGGAUUGUGAGGAGGAAGCCAUGUCCUUAGGAAAGUUGGGCAAAGGUUUGUCUCUUCUUCUUACAUCCAAACAUGAAUUGUGUAUACCACCUUCUGUGUCUGGCACCAGCACUUUACUAACAGCACAAUGCUAUGCAUGUUUGCUUGGAAGUAAGUCCCGCUGUGUUUAAUGGUGUUUACUCCUAAGUGAGUGGGUGUAGGGUUGCAGCCUAAGUAGUUUGCAGUGUUAGCCUUCUCCAGCAAUAGCCAUUUCAGCAAAUAGAACUUUUGCAUAGGUCUGGUAUGCUGCUGCAUUUUGUACCUUGUAUUUGAUAAGAUUUGUCCUCUUAGAAUUUAUGCUUGCAUCUUAAAAUGUAGAGAAGGGGCCCUGCUCUUGCAUGAUAUACUCUGCUUGGAUAGAUUUGUCCAAUUCUGAGGAGGAGGUGGAAAGGCAAAGGAUGGGGGCAGGUGGUUUGGCAGUUUCAAGGUUAUCUGGUUAUGAUUCUCAGGCAGAGUGUCUACCUGCCAUAUAAAAGGAGGAGACAUUUCAGAGCUGGGGGAGGAGGUGAUGGAGUUCCUUAACCCAGUUAGGACAUGAUAGGUGAAGUAAGUGACCAGUUAGAAAGUAUCCAACACUCCUGCCCUCUGGGCUUCAAGCAGCAACAGCCACCUGAGGGUGGAGCUAGAAGCUUUACUGAAAAGGGAGGAAAGGAGUGCAGGUUUCAGUUUGGAUUCAGCUCUUUAUAUUGGCAGGUGCUUCUCUUACUUCUCAAAAAGAAUGCUACUUUGAUUUAUGCUGUUGUGUAACCUGUUAGGUUGUAAUAAAACCUAUUGCAAAAUUACUUUUACUUAAAAUGCCAUUUUAAUUAAACCAUCCAUUUUGAAUGCUUUGAAUACAGUCUAAAUUAACUAGUAUACUUAAAACUGAAAAUGGAAAUGUGUACUUGACAAUGUACCAUUCAGCGUGUGCUUUUUAAAGUGUUCCUAUUUAAAUGUAUAUUAAUCAUUGGUGAAGGAAGCACCGUGAUGGCUCCUAAACAGCACUGGAGGAUGUUUUAUACUCCCAGUUCAGAGGUGAUGCUCCAGUACCCUUCCACCUUGCAGCCAAUACAAAAAGGGCCAUGCUGGCUGCCUUUCCAAGGUCAGGAAUGCAGGUGCAGAGAAGGGAAAAAGUUGGUUUGGGCGGAUUGGGGAGACAGCAGAGGUGAAGAUGCAUGCCAUUCUGGGGCCUCUCUAUUCUUCCUCCCCUCUGAAACAUGUUUGUAAAGUGGACACAGAAACCCUUUGAGUGAAAAUGCAAAGUGGAAGGACAGGGUGGUGAUGAUUACCUGAUUACCUUUGUCACUUUUCCCACCUGUAUUGGAUGCUCAUAAUCCUUUGAGUUUGGGGGACUUAAAAGCCUUGACAGUGAAAUCUAAAGGAGUGUGCCUUAAAUUACAAAAGAUUAAAGCAACCAUAAAUAAUGUUAAUAAUAAAGUUUACAGGAUAUAAACCUUUCAAAGUUUACAUUGUACUUUUAGAACUAUCAUGAAAAUAAGUAGUAUAUUCGGACUGUUUUUAUAAAUGUGGGGUAUUCAAGGAUGAUAUUUUUUACACAGAAUAAUAUAUAGUAAUUGGAGUAUAACCUUUUCCUCUGUAUGUGCUGUAUUGAGCAAUGGCAGGGCUUGUGUGCUAGUUUCUCAUACAAAAAGGAAGCCUUCAUCCUAUAGCACCAAUUCAGAAAUUCUACAUACUAGGGCAGGAGGGGAUGGGGAGCAGAAAUACUUAGUAGUGUAGUGUGAAUGCUUGAGCUACUUGAGCCGUUGCAGCAGUCAGAGUUUUGUGCUGUAGCUACUCGCUAUUCAGCUAGUUCAUAUUAUAAUAGUUCAGUUGUCUAGAAUUAACUGUCGUAGGCAUGUUUUCCAGAGACCUGCCCUGAGAAAUUCUCUACCCUUUAGCCUUACUAAUUUUGAAGAAGCAGCCACUCUGGGUUAAGAUAUUCUUGAAUUAUUAGGAAGAAGAAACUACAAUUGCUCAGAGAUGAUGACUUAGCAUAAAUUACAUUUAGAGGACAAUGGACAGCUUGUUUGUAACAAGAAACAGUGAGGAAAGGUUGGGUGUAAUUUCUUUUGAAGAGUUUUUGCUGAAAGUAAAAAGGAAAUGAGUCAAUUGUAGUCUGAAGAGGAACUAUGUAUAUGUGUUUUGAUAAGGAGUUUUCUAGCAGCAGAGGUGAUUAUUGCUCAUGUAUGUCCUAUUUCUUAAUUCUAAGUGUAUGGAGAACAGAGGAGAAUGCAGCUGUUUGGUAGAGGGGGAAAAUGCUACAUUAUGUUUGAAGGUGCACUCUUUUUUCAUUUUUAAGAAUCAUUUGCAGUGUUCUUUGUCUCCUUUAUUUUUCUUAGACUGCAAGUGCUAUGGACACUUAAGUCUACAUUAGUGCCAUUGAGCACAGUAGAAUUUGCUUCUGAGUAAAAUUGUAUAGAAUUGCACAGUGUUUCUCACCUGUAAAAUGGGACCAGUGUCCUUUAAAUAUUAAAAAAAAAUAAAUUUAAAUGAGGGAUUUGUCUGUCACUUGCCUCACUGCUUUUGUCUUAUGAAGCCAAUUUCUUCAAUGUACUUUUAGUUAUGCUUUUUUUCUUUCCCAACUCUUUUAAAAUUUAUUUUAACAAGAUACAAUGAGAAAGGAAAGGGGAUAUAGGAAAGGAAAGUGCCAGGGAUCAAUCUGCAAGUAUAAUAUGUGACAUCAACAUUUAAACUCAUUCAUUAAAAAAAGAGAAAAUCUCAUUGGUUAUAAUCCAAUUAAAACAAUUCUCAUUUAACUCAAUUGUCCAGUCUAUUGCUUUAACUUUAUAGUAAUUACUGACAUUUAUAAAAACUAUAUUUUCUUUAACAAUUAAAUUGCUCAUAAUAAGCUUUUCAUCUUUGGGUGAAUUCUUUGAAUGACCUUCUAUUAAUGUAAUCAGUUAAUUUUGUCAUUAUUGCGUAGACAGCUAACUUGUUUUUCCAAUCCUCAACAGUUGGGCAGUUUUCAGCUUUCCACUUUGAAGCAAUUAUCACUCUUGCUGCUAUUAUGCAUUUAAAUAACUCUGUCAUAAUCUUUGGGAUAGUCUCUACUACAAUACUCAAUGGCAUAUUCUUGACGUUAAUUGGAAAGUCCAUUUUAAAGAUUUCCUGCAUUUCUUUAUGUAUCUGCUUCCAAAAUCUUUUAGUUCUAUCAUAUGUCUACCACACAUGGUAGAAUAUCCCAUCUUUCUCUUUACAUUUUCAGCAUUUUCCAUUAAAGUUCUUAACCAUUUUCUGUAUAUCUUUCUGGGUAAUAUACCAGCAAAAAUAUAUCUUAUACCAGUUUUCUCUUAACAUUUGACUUGCAGUGAAUUUUAUAUCUUUCAUCCAUAAAACUUCCCAUUGAUGUGAUUGUAUUUCUUCUUCAAAGUUCUGCUACCAGCUCUUCAUAAAUAUUUUGACUCAUUGAGUUUCAGAAUCAUGUUUAAGCAGUAAUUUGUAAAUUCAUCAUAGGAGCUGAUCUUUUUGAUGUUUAAUUAUAGUUUCAAAAUCAGUAAGAUUCCUUAUUAUGCUUUUUCUGUUUUAGUUUCCUUUUUAAAUCAUGACACCAAUUGAUAAUAAUGGAUUUAUUCUAUAUUUUUUCAUCAUCCUCUUAAUUCUUGCCACAACUUGAUUUGUCCUUGUUGGUCAACCAUGUCUCUAUAUGUUAAAGAGUCAUUAUUUUUCCUCACAUGUUUCCAAAGUAUGCUUCUAUUGGAGACUUCAAAGGAGAUAUUCGAGGACUAAUUUUUCUUCUCAUAGGAUACCAUUUUUAAAUUAGACUAUUCCUGAGUACAAGACUACUAUUUAGAAUCAAUGCUUUUUAAAAAGAUUCUUUGCUCCAUAAUUAAGUUUUCCUUCAUCUCCAAUUUCACUAAUCUUUCAUUGAAUUAAAGAUCCAUUAUGCGAUCCAGACUAGACCAGCUGCAUAAUAAUAGAGUUUAAUGUUUGAUAUUGCAAGGCCUCCUACCUUUUUAAAAAAAACAACCUGUAUUUCCCUGUAUUGAAAUUGGUGACAUCGGAAUUUUAAAAAAAUUAACUGUGGCAGUAUAUUCAUUUUAUGGUAGAAAUUCUUCUUAGCCAUGAAGCUUUUAAUUUUAACUAUCUCUGUAAAUCCUUCUGGAACUGUAUUCAGGUUGUUUUAUAAUUAUCUUGAAAUAAUGCAUCAUUGUGUCCUGUCAGAUUUCUUGCCAAGUAGUUAACUGAAUUAGAGGUUAUUUCACAUCCUGAAUUUUUAAAAAUGUGUUCCUCUUGUUCUAUUUAAAAAUUUCAAUAUGAUUUUAGUCUUUUUCUUGUUUAUUUUAUAAUCACAAUAAAAUUCAAAUUUUUCAAUUUUGUCUAUUUGUUGUAUAAAUAAAUGUGGAUUUAAGAUGGUCAGCUCUACGGCAUCUGCAUAACUUUUCAUAUUGUAGUCUUCAUCUAUUUUUAGGCUGUUUAUGUCUGAGUCUUGUCUAAUUUUCCUGGCUAGAACUUCCAAUACAAGGAUAAGUAGAAGUAGAAUUAAUGGGCAUCCUUGAAGGGUGCCCUUUUCAUUUUGGAAACUAUGGAUUAGCAUCCCAUUUUCAAGAAUCCUAGCAUGUUGCUUAGUAUAAAUUGCCUGGAUCCAGUUCAUAAAUCUUGAACUACAAUCUAAAUACUUUAGACUGUAAAGUAUUAAACUAAUACUUUUAGUUUUCAAUUUAAAAAAGCCCAAGACAUAUUAUCAAAGGUUUUUUCCACAUCUUAUUUUUUCCAUUAAAUGCCGCUGCCUCCUCUUCCUCCUCCUCCUCAAUAUAUUCAGUAGCAUUAAUCACAAAGUGGACAUUAUCUUUCAUUAAUUGCUUUGGUCUCAUCUGGUCUGUAUGGAUUUGUUUUUCUAUACAUUUUCUUAAUCUUUCAGCCAUUAAUAAAGGGAAGAGUUUGUAGUCCACAUUUAAUAGUGAUACAGGUCUAUAAGACUGUGGCAGAGCAGGAUCAUUGCCUUCUUUAUGUAUCAAUGUUGUAUCUUGCCAUGAUGUGGAUAAUAAUUUCUCAUCUUUAAUUUCAUUCAUUACUUUUUGAAAUUGUAGUAUUAAUUUUUCCUCUAGGUACUGUUAAUACAUUGCAGAGAAACCAUCUGGUCCAGGUGCUGUAUCUUUUUAAAAUCUUUUUAUAGCUUGUGAGAUUUCUUCAAUGGUAAUUAUGCUAUUUAGUGUUUUUCUUUGAUCCAAUGUGAAUUUGUCAGUAUAAGCUUCUAUGUAUUGCUCCAUUCCAUCUACUGAAGUUAAGCUCUUUUUAUACAAAUUUGAAAAAAGUUUGAACUAAUCAUGUAUCUCUUUCUCCACCUGAGUGAUUCAGUUGCACUUUUAACCCAUUAUUGAUCUCCUCCAUUUCUUUUUUGAGCAGUAUGGCAGAUAUCACCCAAGUUUAUUCACUUGUUCUCAGGCAGAUGUUAGUCAAUUCGUCAAUUGGUUAAACAAGUCAUCCUUUUUUUUCCCCUGUCAAAUAAAUCCUUUCCAAGAUUUUCCCCUAUCCUGCAGAUGGCACCAGCUUUGCAAUUACCAGUUUAAAGAAAUUUUAAUAUGUCACUUAAGGAGCAAAGAAUCAAGAAAACACAAAAUUCUCAAUUUUCCAUUUUCUAGGAAAGGGAUCAUCCAGAAAUCACAAAUCCACCUUUAAAAUAUAUUCUACAGGAUAGCUCCUACCAGUUCUUAUAAAUGGUGGCUCCUUUGCCUUAUUCUCAGAAAAAUUUCAAUCCAGAGAAGAAGAAUGGCACCUAAUUAUUCUUUUUCCCCACCAGCCAGUUCCAGUCCACACAGACUGCUCAAAUGGACAAGCAUCAACACCUGAUCAGUCAUUCUUAGACUCUUGAUACAAUUAGCAGAUAACUUUAUGGCUUCAUUGCUGUAUAGUCCUAUUAGAAGUUUAAAAGCGGCUGUUCAUGCAUAAAUUCCAUUUGGAUAAGCAAAUGAUUGUUUUUCAAGGUCCGUGUUAUCAGAGGUUACAAGCUAUAGUCCCUUGGCUUAUGGGGAGAGAGAAAAGAGGAAAAACUUGGGAAGAAGAAGAAAGGUAUUUGGGAGGGGAUUUUAAAACAAUUCCUUUUUUACCUUAUCUUGUUCUCUUGAUGGUAUUGAACAGAUCAGGCAUUCCUGAUAAAACCUGAUUGGUCACGUGUUCAUCAUAAAGAUGAAGAGAAGGAGUAGCCUGUACUUGGCUGUGAACAAAAUGCCAAUCUGCUAGACAAAGUAGAGAACACUCAGAAGUUGCUCCCUUUCAAGUUGCCAUAUUCCCUCAUGCCGCCAGUAUGCUUUUGACAUGUGCCCUUUUCAGUCUGGAUCAUGUGGUCUCCACUGUUGUCUACUAGAUCAUUCUGCUUUAAUCUGCAUCCAGUCAUACACAGUUGUGUUCCAGUUUUCAUCUGUAACAUGUUGAAGGAUAUGCAGUAAUUCAUGAGAAUAUCUUGGAAGAACUCAAAGGUUAGUUACUGCCAUAUGAAUUUGAAAAUGUACCAGUUAAAAGAAAAAAUUGAGAAUUAUCUGAUGUCUUAGGAGGAAUAAAUGUACAUUUUCUCUGAGAUACAUACAAAGUACUUUAUGCACACAAGCUCAGUUCUGUUAAGCUCUUUUGAGUGUAUAUUUUAAUAUUAAUUUCUAAGUAGUCUCAUGUUGCUGGCUGCAUUUAGAUGUCUUGAUAAAUCACAUAAUGAUCUAGCCUUCUUCUAGGGCAAGGGUGGGCAAUUAAUUUUCCUAUGGGGCCACAUGAGAAACUUUGACAGUUGUUAAGGGCCGGACCAGUACACUUACAGCUCUGCUCAAUAUCUAUCUCUAUAAAAACAGUAAAUGAAACAUUACA